UAAAGUGGAAAGAUAACAGAAUAAUAGGUCCCUGGGGCCCCUAAAAGUCUUGCGUCCAAUUGACAAUCAAUUAAAUUACUUUACACUCAUAACAAUAAUUGCUGUAACAGACCGAAAAAAAAAAGAAAAAAGAAACACCCCUCUCUUUUCCAUUCGGAAUAUGACUUAUUCUUCUUCGUCAUUCCUGCCCUCAUAAUAAUAAUAAUAUAUCCUUUCAUAUCCCCUAUCACAACCAAUAUGUCCAAGGCAGGUAACAGACGUAAUAAGUUCGCUGAGCUUCGAGCUUUGCGGGCUUCUGGCAAAAAGGCCUACGACUCUUACGAAGUUGAACAAGAACAAGACCUAUACGAGGAGGUUGACGAAAAUCAAUACAAAAAGAUUGUCCGCGAUCGUCUGAACCAAGAUGACUUCGUCGUCGACGACAAUGGCGAGGGUUACGCUGACGAUGGUCGAGAGGAGUGGGAUCGAGUGCACACAUAUGAGUCGGAGAGUGAUGGUGAAGUCCCUCUCGGAGGGAGACCUCGAAAAUCAGACAAGAAGAAACGGGACGAAGAAAAGGCCAAACGAGAUGCGAAUGACCACAAUAUUAGCGAGUAUUUCAUGAAGGGGCAAGCUACUGCUCAACAGAAACAAAAACCCAAGGCCGUGAAAACCGAAGACGACGACAGGUUUCUGGCGGAUCUACUUGGCGAAGUAGAUGCUAACGUCCCUGCCCCAGUAUCGAGAGCCCCGAAACGACACAGAUCUCCGGAACGACGCCGGGCUCGUGUCCUGUCACCCGUUCGAGAGACGCGCCAGCCAGUUACCAAGAAAGCGAGACUUAGCGAGGAGCCUUUGCUACCGACACCAAAAGUAGAAGAUAAUUAUAUGGACGAUGACGACACAUUUCUGCCAGCAGCUAUGGACGACGACGAUGACGAUCUACUACCCUCAGCUUCUGACCUGCCUAUUAUGAGUGACACAGCUCCGGCUCCCUCGUCCCCUACGACGAGAGUCCAAGCUCGCAAACCCCUAUCCAAAACAAAGCCUGCGGAAGAUGAGGAUGAAGAGAUGUUGGAAGUUGGUCAUGCCGGUGCGGUCAACGCCGCAAGUGUAAAUUUGUCUGCCUCUAGACCUAUCAAAAAGCUGGCCAAGCCCGAGCCGUACCCUUCGCCUGCCAGCUCCUCUCCAACAAAAGCCCUCGAAGCUGCAGUUGAUUCGUCGUCAUGGAAUAAUAUCACCAAUAGGCUGAACGUUGUCAGUAGCUCUCCUACCUCGAGCCCUUCCAUCGGCAAAAUCGACUAUAAAGAUGCCAUCGAAGAAGAUGGCAGUCUCAACAUGUUCUGGACAGACUACACAGAGGUCAAUGGAUCACUUUGCUUAUUCGGAAAAGUGUUGGACAAGAAAACGAAUACGUACGUGAGUUGCUUUGUCAAGAUAGACAACAUUUUGAGAAAGCUCUAUUUUCUGCCUCGCCAGUACCGCCAGAAAAACGGAGAGGAUACGAGUGAAGAAGUAAGCAUGAUGGACGUCUACGUGGAACUAGACAAUAUCAUGACGAAGAUGAAAGUCGACAUGCAUAAGAUUAAGCCCUGCACUAGGAAAUAUGCCUUUGAGCUUCCGGAUAUUCCCAAAGAAGGACAGUAUCUGAAGCUUUUAUACCCUUACACAAAACCACAAAUUGCCCCCGAGAUCAAGGGCGAGACCUUCUCCCAUGUUUUCGGAACCAACACCGCCCUCUUCGAGCAGUUUGUGUUGUGGAAGAAUAUUAUGGGCCCGUGUUGGCUGAAGAUUAAGGAUGCUGACUUCGGUACUCUGAAGAAUAUGUCCCAUGCCAAACUUGAAGUCGCUGUCCAUGAUCCUGACACAGUGUCUUCUAUGAGUGAUUCGGAUAACUUGGAUGCACCUCCUCUCACACUUAUGAGCAUUGCUAUGCGGACUACCUUUAACCGGAAAGCUAACAAGCAGGAAAUACUUGCAAUAAGCGCCCGCAUAUAUGAAAAUGUACUGCUGAGCGAUACUACACCGGCAGAGAAACUUCCUUCAAGGACAUUCACACUCAUGAGGCCAAAUGGAUCCAAUUUCCCACUCGGCUUUGAAAAGCUAGCCGAGGAGAGGAAGAAGUCACCCACCAAAUUGGUAAAGCAGGAGUCCGAAAUACUGUCACUCUUCCUAGCACAGAUCGGUCUUAUCGACCCUGAUGUAAUUCUCGGUCAUCAGCUUGAAGGUGUCGACUAUAGCAUCCUAGUCAACCGACUACACGAAAAGAAGACCCCGCAAUGGUCACGACUAGGACGAUUACGCAGAGCACAGUGGCCAGUGUCCAUUGGAAAAUAUGGUGGAAAUGUGUUUGCAGAGCGUCAACUCAUGGCUGGCCGUCUCCUAUGUGAUCUUUUCAAUGACGCCGGAAAGUCUGCCAUGUACAAAUGCAACACCUGGAGUUUGACAGAGAUGUGCACUCUCUAUCUGGGCAAAGACAGCCAUAGGCGUGACUUCGAUAAUGACUUGGCUCUCCAGACAUGGGCCACAGACAAGACCGGUCUCAUGGAUUAUAUUACGCACAUGGAAGCCGAUACCUAUUUCAUUGCCGCAUUGGCUUUGAGCACUCAGAUGUUACCUUUGACGAAGGUGUUGACAAACCUAGCGGGUAAUUCAUGGGCACGAACUUUGACGGGUACUCGAGCCGAACGAAAUGAAUACAUUUUGCUGCACGAAUUCCACCGAAAUAAGUACAUUUGUCCUGAUAAGCAAGCCUUCAAAGGGCAAGUUAAGGCGGAAGAAGAAAACAACGAUGAAGAUGCCGCCAAUAGCAAGAAGAAGGAUAAGUAUAAGGGCGGUCUAGUCUUUGAACCGGAAAGGGGGUUAUACGAUAAAUUCGUGCUUGUCAUGGAUUUCAACUCCCUUUAUCCGUCAAUUAUUCAAGAGUUCAACAUCUGCUUCACCACCGUCGAUCGGAGUGCAUUAUCGGACGAUGAAGAUAUGGUACCAGAAGUCCCGGCUCAACAAGACCAAGGUAUACUCCCUAGGCUCAUUGCCACAUUGGUUAGCCGGCGACGGUCAGUCAAAUCGCUCAUGAAGGAUAAAAAUGCCACGUCCGAACAGCUUGCCACGUGGGAAAUUAAGCAGCUUGCUUUGAAGCUGACAGCGAACUCCAUGUACGGUUGUCUGGGGUAUACCAAAUCUCGUUUUUAUGCAAGACCCCUUGCCGUUCUCACAACCUACAAAGGUCGGGAAAUUCUCCGCAGCACCAAGGAAUUGGCAGAGUCCAAGGCCCUCCAAGUCAUUUACGGUGAUACCGAUUCAGUCAUGAUAAAUGCCAAUGUGGAUUCGGUUUCAGAGGCACUCAAAGUCGGCCAGGAGUUCAAGAAAGCCGUCAAUGAACGAUACCGCCUACUCGAGAUCGAUAUCGACAAUGUCUUCCGACGUAUAUUGCUACAGUCCAAGAAGAAGUAUGCAGCUAUCAACUUGGUAGAGGUACCUGGCGGCAAGUACAUCGAGAAGAUGGAAGUCAAGGGUCUCGAUAUGAAGCGUAGAGAAUAUUGUGGUUUGGCAAAGGAUAUCUCCUCUCGCAUCCUCAAUGAGAUUCUCUCGGGCAACGACACAGAAGUUUCGGUUCAGCGCAUACACGAAUAUCUUCGCGAGAUUGCAGGGAAGAUGAGGGAACACAGUAUUCCUGUUCAGAAAUACAUCAUCUACACGCAACUAGGCAAGGCACCGAAGGAUUACCCGAACGCGGACUCUAUGCCGCAGGUUCAGGUUGCUCUUCGAGAGAUGGCACGUGGUAAGACUGUCCGUCGCGGAGACGUGAUCGCGUACUUGGUCACGGGUGACAGCAAGACAAGUUCGGAGCCUGUUGCCAAACGUUCGUAUACGCUGGAAGAUGUGACCAAGGCCAACUCGGAUCUCAAAGUGGAUGUCGAGUGGUAUAUGGGCAAGCAGAUCUUCCCGCCUGUUGAGCGUCUAUGCGCCAACAUCGCCGGAACAUCUACCACACAGCUUGCGGAACAACUCGGUCUCGAUCUACGCCGCUACACCAACAACUCCAGCUUCAACCAGUCGGGGUCUAACGAACUCGAAUUACAUCCACUAGAAUCUCAAACUCCUGACGAGAUCCGGUUCCGCGAUUGUGCGCGUCUCUCUCUGCGUUGCCGCAAGUGCAAGACUUCCGCACUUUUUGAGGGGCUUCUCCCAUCAGCGCAACCCGAUAAUCGGGUUACACCUCAGGGGGUCGUGUGUCCAUCGUGCUCGGCGCUGAUACCCAAUCUCAGCAUCGUGGCGCAGGUAGAACGUGCCAUCCGUACCGAGACGGCGCGGUACUACGAAGGCUGGCUCGUGUGCGACGACGCGUCGUGUGGCAACCGCACGCGGCAGAUGUCAGUAUACGGCACGCGGUGCCUCGGCCCCAAGGGCCUGGCCAAGGACUGUCUCGGCCGCAUGCGCUACGAGUACAGCGAGCGCGGCAUCUACAACCAGCUCCUAUACUUUGCCUCGCUCUGGGACGUAAAAAAGGCUCGCGAAAAGGCCCUGUCAGGCGCCACCGGCCUCGGCGGCAAAGGCAACGGCGGCAGCCUUGACAGCACCGAGAAGGACACUGUCCUCGCGCUCGCCGCGCACAACUCCACCCGCUUCGACACCGUCAAGGCCGUCGUCGAUGGCCACCUCAAUAAAUGCGGCCACCAGUGGGUCGCUAUGGAUACACUGUUCCAGAAAAUUGGGCUCGCUCCUGCGUAAGUAAGCGAACGAGCGUUAUCGCCGUCUCUUCUUUUGGUGGUUGUGAGGUGAAUUCUAUGGGCAGGCAAAGGGGAGAUAGGGAGAGGGAGAUGGGGAAUCGGGCAAAGGGGAGUAGGGAGAAUAGCUAGCAUGACGAA
This is a messenger RNA of Hypoxylon fragiforme, 4847 nucleotides long. RefSeq lists its product as uncharacterized. Gene Ontology annotation, biological process: mitotic DNA replication initiation; lagging strand elongation; DNA replication. The record is from RefSeq and is a predicted model, not a curated record. Lineage: Eukaryota; Fungi; Ascomycota; Sordariomycetes; Xylariales; Hypoxylaceae. Gene Ontology annotation, molecular function: pyrimidine nucleotide binding; purine nucleotide binding; DNA-directed DNA polymerase activity. The transcript has 5 exons. Bases 238 to 4710 code for a protein of 1490 amino acids. Gene Ontology annotation, cellular component: alpha DNA polymerase:primase complex.